GACAGUGUGACCCUGACAUGCUUCUGUCCAGAAGAUGUUUCUUAUGUUGCUUGGUUCAAACAAGCUGUUGGUCAGAAGCCCCAGCCCAUGGCGAAAGCACUUCUCUACGUACCUGGUGAAUUUUACAAGGAAUAUAAAAGCAUAAAACGUUACUCCUUACUGAAUGCAGAGGGGAGUUUUAACCUCACUAUUUCUAACGUGGAGCCGUCAGAUUCUGCAGUGUAUUAUUGUGCUGCUGUGUUUCUUCAUGAGGUCACCUUUGGGAAUGGAACCUUUGUCAUAACCACAGGUAAAGACUCCAACAGCAGGACUGUGGUACAGCAGCCUGUGUCUGACACAUUGCAGCCAGGAGACUCUGUGAGCCUGCAGUGUACGAUAGAGACUGGGAGCUGUGCAGGAGAACACAGUGUUUACUGGUUCAGACAUGGAUCAGGAGAAUCCCUUCCUGGAGUCAUUUACAGCCACGGAAACAGCAGUGAUGAGUGUGAGAAGAGCCCUGAGGCUGGAUCUCCUACACGGAGCUGCGUCUACAGCCUCCCCAAGGGGAACCUCAGCCUCUCCGAUGCUGGGACUUACUACUGCGCCGUGGCCAUGUGUGGGGAGAUGCUGUUUGGGAACGAAACACAGCUGGAUAUAGAUGGCUUUCAGAAGCUGCUGGAUCCUCUUCACUCUGGCUUGCUGAUAGUUUUAUCUUGCAGCAUUAUUCUGAACGUUGCUCUCAUUUGUAUAAGAUGUAAACUGAUCUGUACACACUGUGCAGAUGAAAAGAACAGUGAUAUAUCAAAAGUGGAAUGGUCACGCAAGCAAUGCCAUGACGAGGACACACUGAAUUACGCUACAUGA
Molecule: messenger RNA, 843 nt
Organism: Brienomyrus brachyistius
Lineage: Eukaryota; Metazoa; Chordata; Actinopteri; Osteoglossiformes; Mormyridae
Exons: 6
Biological process (GO): response to bacterium
Source: RefSeq, a predicted model, not a curated record